AGUUUUGGUUCAGCAACGAUUGAGCGACUUAUUGAAUUCAAAUAUGGCCGAUGCACAAGAAACCAUCAAGCAAUUUACGGGGAUCACUGGGUGCACAGAGGAUCAAGCCAAAUUCUUUUUGGAAGCCAAUGGAUGGGAUCUAGAGUCUGCCACGAGCAGCUACUUUGAAGAUUCCUCUGAACCGGGCACAUCCACCCGUCCAUCUGGACCCACCAGCGCAACACCGCACACUGAACCCGCACCACCUUCAUCAUCAUCAUCAUCAUCGUCUCGACCCACCCGCGACACACGCGUCAAAACGUUUCGAGACCUCAUGGAAGGACAAGCAGCAAGUGAUAGCGAAGAAGAGGAUCAAACUUUUUUUGCGGGUGGUGAAAAAUCGGGGUUGAUGAUGCAGGGUGGACCCAAGAGUGAUCAGCUUGUUAAAAAGAUUUUGGAUAAAGCUGCCAAAUCUGGACCAGCCCCUGAAGAAUUUAAAAAGAAUGAAAAAAAGACGUUUGUCGGCGCUGGAUACCGGUUGGGAUCCGAGGAUGAACCCGUUGGUCCAUCUACACCGGCCGUUCAACCCUCUGCGCGGACAGCACCCGAACCCGUUGAACGUCAUUUAACGUUUUGGCGAAACGGGUUUAGUAUUGAUGAUGGGCCGUUACGGGGGUACGAUGACCCCGAAUCUCAAGAAUUUUUACGAGCCAUUAAUAGCGGACGUGCACCCACCCACCUCCUCAAUGUCGCCUACGACCAACCCGUCGAAGUCAAAGUCACGCGAAACCUUGAACAAGAUUACAUCCCACCCCCCAAGAAACCCGUAGCAGCAUUUUCAGGAAGCGGACAACGAUUAGGUGGUGUGACGAGUACCCUCCCCGGGUCCUUCCCCCCAUCCCAAUCAAGUACAACAAACACGACGUUGGAAAUCAACCCAUCUCUCCCGACCACGACCCUCCAACUCCGUCUUCCAGAUGGUACACGUCUCCCCAUUCAAUUGAAUACGGUGCAUACACUUGGGGAUGUCCGGAGGGUUCUUGGGAGUCGACCUGAUGUCAGUGCGAGGCCUUUUGGGUUUUUUUCGAGUUUUCCGACAAAAGAGUUGAAAGAGGAUGUGUCUGUUGAGGAGGCGGGGGUUUUGGGGGCUGUUGUUGUUGUUAGGUGGAUUUAAGAAUUGUGGGUUUUGUUGAUGUACAUGUUGCAAAUAAUACAUAUAUUCUUUUGCAAACAAGAUGUCUG
Molecule: messenger RNA, 1221 nt
Organism: Spizellomyces punctatus DAOM BR117
Lineage: Eukaryota; Fungi; Chytridiomycota; Chytridiomycetes; Spizellomycetales; Spizellomycetaceae
Product: protein phosphatase regulator SHP1
Exons: 8
Coding region: 44-1153 (369 amino acids)
Biological process (GO): proteasome-mediated ubiquitin-dependent protein catabolic process; autophagosome assembly; Golgi organization
Cellular component (GO): nucleus; cytosol
Molecular function (GO): ubiquitin binding
Source: RefSeq, a predicted model, not a curated record